ACAAUAUUUGGUUGCGGCAUGGGCGACUUGUGUUUGAUUGGUACUUCUUCGAAAGCUUCUCAAAGUACGAAGUGUGACAAUGCAGUAAUAGCCACAGUCACAUUCCCAACUGCAAUAAAUUUGCAAGUGAUUGAGCUUCAUGCUUUAAGUCUUUCAUGUCAAGAGCAUCUUGCCUUUGUUUUGCAGUUGCUUCAACAUUCCCCCAACCUAUGUGAGCUGAAGAUUACGCCAGAAGAUGCUGAUGAUAUAUGUUUUUGUGAGGAUAUAACAAUGGCUACAAGACUUUUGGAGGAUCCAAACGGUUGCAUUGUUAAACAGGAUCUGAAGAUUCUUAACACAAUCAUGAUUGAUAGGUUUAGUGGAUCUACACUCGAAAAGCUUUUUGUGAAAAUGUUUCUCUUGAAAUCCCCUGCACUAGAGAGAGUUUUAAUUAUGGAAUAUGAAUAUAUUGAUACCUCUGUCAAAAGCCUAAGGGAGUUGUUGCGUUUUCCUCGUGCAUCUCCGAAAGCCCAGAUUGUUUGUAUGAAAUGCGACAACAAUGAGGAGUCCAGACUAUUUGAUUACAUACGGUUUUAACCAUGUAGGAGUUUAGUAUGAUGAAGCUUCAUGGGUUCAAUUUGAAUGCAACCUAGAAAUGUAAGCAUUGGUUGUGGUGUAAU
Molecule: messenger RNA, 659 nt
Organism: Ipomoea nil (Japanese morning glory)
Lineage: Eukaryota; Viridiplantae; Streptophyta; Magnoliopsida; Solanales; Convolvulaceae
Product: F-box/FBD/LRR-repeat protein At1g13570-like
Exons: 3
Coding region: 19-576 (185 amino acids)
Source: RefSeq, a predicted model, not a curated record